AUGGGACCGCGAGGAUUUACCCUUCCUCCAGCCAACACACAGUCUGCGAAGCAAGCACGCAGCGCCUUCUUCUGUUCACUAUGUCAGAAAGGCUACAGUCGGAUGAAUGAGUUCGAAGCGCAUCAGUCAUCCUACGAUCACCAGCAUAAGAAGCGAUUGAAAGACAUGAAAGAGAUGCAGAGACAGGUUCAACCUAAAAAAGAGGAAAAGGGUCCAUUGAUGCAAAUCAAAUUGGGCACCACAGUGAAGAGCUCUUCUGGCGGUGGUGGGUUUAAGAAGGGAGGAUUCAAGAAUGCAUUUGCGCCAGCUGGAGACGAAGAAAAGCCUGCGCUUGAAACGGAUGAUGCCGUGGCUGAGAAUACAAAACUCGUCCCAGAGGAUCAAGACAGCGACGUGACAGAUGACGAGGACUAUUACGACCCGCUACAACCGACUGGAUGUAUGCCUGGUUGUAAGAGCCAAGCGGCUGCCGAACAUCAAUGA
This is a messenger RNA of Exophiala bonariae, 483 nucleotides long. RefSeq lists its product as uncharacterized. The coding region runs from base 1 to 483 and encodes 160 amino acids. Lineage: Eukaryota; Fungi; Ascomycota; Eurotiomycetes; Chaetothyriales; Herpotrichiellaceae. The record is from RefSeq and is a predicted model, not a curated record. The transcript is spliced from 2 exons.